Melanotaenia boesemani (Boeseman's rainbowfish) is the source of this 1402-nucleotide messenger RNA. RefSeq lists its product as uncharacterized. Gene Ontology annotation, biological process: mitotic sister chromatid segregation; mitotic cell cycle checkpoint signaling; establishment of localization in cell. NCBI's taxonomy places the organism in Eukaryota, Metazoa, Chordata, Actinopteri, Atheriniformes, Melanotaeniidae. The record is from RefSeq and is a predicted model, not a curated record. Gene Ontology annotation, cellular component: nuclear body; kinetochore; dendrite. The transcript is spliced from 8 exons. The coding region runs from base 111 to 1199 and encodes 362 amino acids.
UGGAUCGGAAUAUUUCUGUCUGAGACGCUGAUGAACGCUCACAACCGAGAUUCGGUUCAUGAUGAGGGAAAUGAUUCAGAGCGCGAGCUCCUGGCGCGCGGCUGUUUGUGAUGUUUGUUUGUUUACUCAGAGUUCUGCAGCGCUGUGACCCGGUUCUGCUGGAGCCCUGCGGAGACUCGGAGCCGGACUGUGCGGAGGCAGGCGGAAUGGUCCUCUUCCUCACGGACAGUCGGCGUGUUCAGAAGGUUUUGUGGCGUCAGCUGUUUGUUCUGGACUCGAUGAUGUCAUUACUGGAAGGUCUGGAGUCUGCCCAGCAACUGAUGACGCAACCCCGCCCCCCCCAACCAGAGGGUGGAGCUCGGGACAGGUGGAAGUCUCUGAAGGUGGACAUGAGGAUGAUGGAGGAGGAGACGGAGACGCUGCUCAGGUCUCUGCAGGACCGGGUCCAGCAGGUCCAUGAGAGACGAAACACCCUGAUACAGCUGGUCCAGCAGAUACGCAGCAAGAAGGAACAUCAUGACCAUCUGCAGUCGUCUCUCCUGAAGUCCCAGAAUGCCCUGCGGUCAUGUGACCGCCAGCUGACCCAGCUAAAGGCGGAGUCAGAGGCAGUGUUCAGUCAGCUGAUUGGCUGGCAGCAGCUCAGAGACCAGCUGCAGCUGCUCGUCUCUGCUUCACAGGACGUCAUGGAGAUCAGCCUGAUCACCUUCGACCAAUCAGAGCUGUGUGUGGAGCUCAGGCCACGCCCCUCCUCCAGCCUGUCCACCAAUCAGCUGGAGCCGCUGAGGCUGAAGAUUAGCUGGAGUCACGACGACCGCUUCAGACUGCAGGUGGAGGAGGGGACAUCAGGUCUGGUGGAGGACUGCGUGGCAGGCAGGUGGGCGGAGCUUAGUGCUGCCCUGCAGGAGGUCCUGCAGAGCUACGCGGGUCAGGCUGAGAUGCUGUCUGAGAUCCAGGUCCUGAGGUCCAGCUUCGCCAUCGACUGGCGUCCGUCUCAGCGGCAUGCUGGUCUACCUGAAGACGGCGUCGCUGGUGUGUCACCUGCAGGUGGAGGGAGGGGUACCCGGGCGGCGGGCGGGCUCGCCUGCUGUCCGGUGCGGCGGGACGGACACCCGGUGGACACGUCAGGACUGAAGCCUCAGAAAGCCGACCUCAGUCUGACCGAGUGGUUGGUUUUUCUCUGCAGCAGUUCGCUCGUCUGAUGGACAGCCACCCUUCAUCCUCUUCCUCCUCCUCACCUGUCCAGCAGGUGUCAGCGUGUCGCCUCGCUUAAAACCUUCGAUCAGAACACGACUUUUCUCUUGUUCGUCUUUUCCUUCAGCUCUUUUCUCCUUUCUGUUCACCUGUUUUUGUCUGUGACUAAAAUGUAAAUAAAGGUUUCAUAGAGCAUCGGGCCUGUCAGGAA